Molecule: messenger RNA, 1260 nt
Organism: Callorhinchus milii (elephant shark)
Lineage: Eukaryota; Metazoa; Chordata; Chondrichthyes; Chimaeriformes; Callorhinchidae
Product: carboxypeptidase A1 (pancreatic)
Exons: 11
Coding region: 1-1260 (419 amino acids)
Biological process (GO): proteolysis
Molecular function (GO): metallocarboxypeptidase activity; zinc ion binding
Source: RefSeq, a predicted model, not a curated record
AUGAGGGCAUUUUUGAUCCUCAGCGCAGUCCUUGUGGCUGUCUGCAGUCAGAAGACGUUUCACGGGGACCAGGUGCUUCGAGUCACUGCCAAAAAUGAGGCGGAAGUUGCCAUCGUGAGGUCCCUCGGGGAAAAGAAACAUCUCCAUGUUGAUUUCUGGUCAGAACCUCGCAGAGCUUUGCUGCCCAUUGAUGUCCAUGUCUCCGGAGAACACAUCCAAGCAGCGAAAGCCUUUCUGGAGCUCAAUGGUCUUAGCUACUCAGUCCUGAUUGAAGAUCUCCAGGUCCUGUUGGAAGAAGAAAAGCGAGAAAUGAUAGCUUCCCGAACAGAGGAACGCAACACCAGAAUAUUCAGCUACGCCAUCUACCACACAGUGGAAGAGAUCUUUGCCUGGAUGGACACAUUCGUAGCUUCAAACGCAGGCCUGGUCAGCAAGAUGCAGAUUGGUACCAGUUAUGAGAAUCGCCCACUCUACGUGCUGAAGUUCAGCACUGGUGGAAAUAAUCGCCCGGCCAACUGGAUUAACUUUGGCAUCCACUCCCGUGAAUGGAUUGGUCCAGCCACCGGCCUCUGGUUUGCAAAUAAGCUCGCCUCUGAAUAUGGCAAGGAUCCCUCUGUGACUUCAUUGCUGGACAAAAUGGACAUCUACUUGGAGCUUGUUACAAACCCCGAUGGUUAUUACUUCACUCACAAUGAGAACCGAAUGUGGCGUAAAACCAGGGCCAAAUACAGUGGAAAUUUAUGUAUUGGCGUUGAUCCAAACAGAAACUUUGAUGCCAACUUUGCAGGGCCUGGUGCGAGCAGUAACUCUUGCUCAGAAACAUACCACGGACCUUCUGUCAAUUCUGAAAAGGAGGUCAAAGCCAUCGUUGACUUUGUGAAGGGCCAUGGCAAUUUCAAAGUCUUCAUCGACAUGCACAGCUAUUCCCAACUCUUACUGUUUCCCUAUGGUUACACAUCAACAAAGGCAAAGGAUCAUGAUGAACUGAAUGCACUCAGCAAGGUAUCAACCACUGCUUUGAGAUCACUGUACGGCACUCCAUAUGUUUAUGGACCCAUCCUCACCACGAUCUAUCAAAGCAGUGGUUCAUCCAUUGACUGGGCCUAUGACUCCGGCAUCAAAUACGCCUUCUGUUUUGAACUGCGGGACACUGGCAGAUACGGUUUCCUUCUCCCAGCCAAGCAGAUUAUCCCAACAGCAGAGGAAACCUAUUUGGGUUUGAUGAAGAUUUUGGAGCAUGCCAGAGACAACCCUUACUAA